This is a messenger RNA of Bradysia coprophila, 1188 nucleotides long. Its product is annotated as odorant receptor 94a-like. Gene Ontology annotation, molecular function: olfactory receptor activity; odorant binding. The record is from RefSeq and is a predicted model, not a curated record. Gene Ontology annotation, cellular component: plasma membrane. Gene Ontology annotation, biological process: detection of chemical stimulus involved in sensory perception of smell; sensory perception of smell. Lineage: Eukaryota; Metazoa; Arthropoda; Insecta; Diptera; Sciaridae.
UAAUGAUGCAUUCUAUUCAAAUUCAUAAAGUGAUCCAACUGAUGAUUUCUUUCUUUUGUCUCAUUGGCGUUUGGCAUUGUGGAGAUAAGCCCACGGUCAAGGAAUUCAGAAUUAAGUUAUUUUAUACCUUUUAUUAUCCACUUUUGGCCUUAUCAUUGGCGGUUGGGGCGAUUCAAAGUGAUAAAGAGGAUCAGUCGAUAUUCUUAGCAGAAGUAGCAAUCGAAGUGGCAGUUCUGACUACGAAACUCUGGCUCUUGAUUUGGAAACAGAAUGAAAUUCUUUAUUUGUUGAGUCGAGUUUGUGUCUUUUCGAUUCGAAGUGACGACGACUGGAAUCUACUUAACGCCAAAUUGAGAGGAUUCAUGAAUUUCGUGUUGGUUUUUUUAAUUCUAUCUGUUGCUGGUUCUUCAGGGUCACUAAUUUUAUCGUUUCGUGGAAGUGAGAAAACUUUUUUUUUGAAAAUUGCAUUUCCCAUGGAUUAUCAAAACAAUGAAAUUGCAUUCUGGUUUGCAACAAUUUUUCUCUCUACUGAAAUGGCUUUAACCGUAGUCGUAGACAUUUUUACAACAAUAAUUUGGUAUUUACUCUUGAUGUGUUCUUUGAGGUAUCAAGUGCUGGGAAAUGAGUUGAAGAAUCUGGGAAUCAUUAAGAAAAAGGCAGAAGGAAAGAUGACAAAAAAGCAUAUGCAAAACAAGUUUUUUGAAGAUUUGAAAGCGUCAAUUGAUGAUCACUUACACAUUAGGGGAUUGGCAAGCGAAUUGGAAUCCUUUUUCUCAGAUCUAUUUUUAGUACAGUUUGGCACCAGCGGCCUCUGCAUCUGCGGAUCCAUUUAUUGCCUAGCAUUUGAUGUCGGUGAAAAUCUACCGGAACGUAUUGUACACUUCCUGGCGUUUAUUUACUUUAUUUAUGGACUAUUUAUGAUCACGUACUUUGGGAAUGAGAUUAUGCUGUCUAGUAAUCGGCUAUCCUACAGCUUAUUUGAAUCAGACUGGUAUAACCAGCCCCAAUCAACCAAAAAGUGUAUCGUCAUUUUUGGUGAAUAUUUAAAGCGACCACAGGAGAUUGUGAUUGGCAAGUUGUAUCCAUUAACGUUGGAGACAUUUACAAGGAUUUUGAAUUCUGCCUACAGCAUGUUCAACAUUUUAAAAAGCUUUCAGCAAUGAAAAUUUUGUUAAGUACUUGGAAUUG